Messenger RNA from Triplophysa dalaica, 3927 nucleotides. RefSeq names its product G protein-coupled receptor kinase interacting ArfGAP 2a (gene git2a). Bases 551 to 2968 code for a protein of 805 amino acids. Gene Ontology annotation, molecular function: GTPase activator activity; protein binding. Gene Ontology annotation, biological process: regulation of ARF protein signal transduction; brain development. The record is from RefSeq and is a predicted model, not a curated record. The transcript has 20 exons. NCBI's taxonomy places the organism in Eukaryota, Metazoa, Chordata, Actinopteri, Cypriniformes, Nemacheilidae.
CCCAACCACAGCAUGAUAUACAGAUCGCGUCCUACAUGCGUAGAAUUUCAUUUACGACGGCGUCUGACUCAUUUGACAGUUUAUAAAUAUACUCAAAGCCCAAAUGGAUUUAUGAUUCAUAGUUGCAUGUUCACUGCAAUCUCCGGACCGCCUUAGAAAAACAUACCUAUACUGUAGCGCUUCCCUGCUUCGUGUGAGGGAGCGCUACAAGCUGAUUUAUCGUCACUUUAAGCUCAAAUGUGCGGCCAAGGGAGGGCAGAUGGCACUAUUUUGCGAUCUGAUGCGUUGCUGGCAAGCAUUUCCGUAAUGUGGUUUUACUUCAGCAUGACAGAGAUUGCCUGAUUUGUCUGUCCUAAUUUCAAGCCAGACGUAUAUUAUUUCAUACAGCCAGCGCGGACGCAUGCACGCGUUUAACUAUCUUCUGUAUGCACAAUUUUAUCGGGCACGAGAUCCUCGUUCAGUCAUACAAGACUUUCAAACGGAUGCAGUCGUUAUGGUAAAGCUGUGCAUGCGUUAAAGUUAUCCGUUGACGAUUCGCGGUUUAUACUACAUGGUGAUAAGAAGGACUUCACCGGAGACAAGGAUGUCGAAACGGCUUCGAAAUAGCGAAGUUUGUGCGGAUUGCAGCAGUUCGGAUCCUCACUGGGCGUCUGUAAACAGAGGAGUUCUCAUAUGUGACGCCUGCUGCGGCGUACACCGCAGUUUGGGUCGCCACAAUUCGCAAGUGCGGCAUUUGUCACACACGCCUUGGCCGCCCACCCAGCUUCAGAUGGUUCAGAUAUUAUACAACAACGGUGCUAAUGCAAUAUGGGAGCACACACUGCUGGAUCCCUCAUCUUUAAUGAGCGGGAAACGCAAAACCAAUCCUCAGGAUAAAGUCCAUCCCAACAAGACAGAGUUCAUAAAAGCGAAGUAUCAAAUGCUGGCUUUCGUCCAUCGUUUACCCUGUCGAGACGACGACAGUUCAGCAGCUGCAGAUCUAAGCAAGCAACUUCACUCAAGUGUUAGAACUGGCAAUCUUGAGACUUCUUUACGGUUACUGUCGCUUGGAGCACAAGCCAACUUUUUCCACCCGGAAAAAGGAAACACACCACUUCACAUAGCAGCUAAGGCAGGACAGGUGUGCCAGGCUGAGCUACUGUGUGUUUAUGGGGCGGAUCCUGGAGCUCCGGACUCUUAUGGCAAAACACCCAUCAACUAUGCAAGGCAGGCCGGCCAUCAGGACCUAGCAGACCGGCUGGUGGAGAUACAGUAUGAGCUUACAGACAGACUUGCCUUCUACCUCUGUGGGCGAAAGCCUGAUCACAAGAAUGGACAGCACUUCAUUAUACCACAGAUGGCGGACAGAAGUGUGGAGUUAUCGGAGUUUGCAAAAGCUGCGAAAAGAAAACUGCAAUCUCUCAGCGAUCAUUUGUUUGAGGAACUGGCAAUGGACGUGUACGAUGAGGUAGACCGAAGGGAGACAGAUGCAGUCUGGCUGGCCACUCAGAACCACAGCGCCUUGGUAACGGAGACAACAGUUGUGCCUUUCCUUCCUGUGAACCCCGAGUACUCAUCGACACGCAACCAGGGACGACAAAAGCUUGCGAGAUUUAAUGCUCAUGAAUUUGCCACACUUGUGAUUGAUAUUCUAAGUGAUGCAAAGCGGCGUCAACAGGGGAGUUCAGUGUCAAGCCCCAAAGACAACGUCGACAACGUUUUCUUCAAAAGUCUAAGUAGCCGUCAUGGAAGUGACAACCAAGAAAUCGACCAGCCAGACUAUGACAGCGUGGCAUCAGAUGAGGACACCGACACAGAAUUGCGAAUCGGUAAAGCAGACCGAACUAAGAGUUUGGACUCGGACUUGUCCGAUGGCCCGAUUUCCGUGCAGGAGUUUCUGGAAGUGAAGAACGCUCUCUCAGCCUCUGAGGUCAAAAUACAGGAACUAAUGAAGGCCAACAGUAACCUGAGCGAAGAGCUGAAACUGGUGCAAAAAAAGCUACAGUCUCUGCAAAGUGAGAACGGCUCUCUCAGACGCCAGGUCUCAUCUCAACAGCCCUAUCAGGCCCCCGGGGGUCCUGACCACCCCAAUCCUUCCAGCCCCUCCUCCUGUUCCUCCUCUUCCUCCUCCUCUGCCCUGAAAUGGCACCUGUCUGCACGGGCGAGCCGCCCCAUGUCUAUGUAUGAAACCAGCUCUGGUCUGAAGCCCUUUCUUUCCAAGGGAGAGGCCAUUUACCCCGAGGAGACCUUCCCUUCCUUGCAACCCUUCCCGACCCAUGCCUCCAAGUUUGGCAAGCAUAGUAGCGCAUCCGACGGUGACUAUGACAACACGGUCAACGAAUCCGAUCUGGAUGACUCAGGCAGAUUUGUCCGUAGAUGUCGUCUACGCAGCAGCGGUUGGAUGGGAGAGAGCAACUCCAUACCAGAGCUGGACGAUCACGAAUGCGAGUCUGACCCCAGUCUGCCCAGCACAGAAGACGUCAUCCGGAAAACCGAGCAGAUCACCAAGAAUAUCCAGGACCUGCUGAGGGCUGCACAGGAGAAUAAGCACGACAGUGCCCCGGGUGAGCAGAGGGAGAGUGUCCGCAGACUCAGACACAGUCUGGGUUGUUUCGGCACGCUGGUGCCUUGGGCAGACAAGCCCCCCUCUCCCAUGCAGUCCCUCGGCCUAAGAACUCCCCACCCCGCCGCCCCCAACAGCCCUGCCUCCUGCUUUAUACCCUGUGCAGAAAGAAUAUAUGUGGCCGUGAAUGAGAUGGCCGGCCUUUUCCCUAAGAGGCCACGGUUUGAGACUGUAAGAAGCUCACUGCGUUUAUUGACGUCAAGCGCACACCGUUUACAGAACGAGUGUAAGAAGGCGUCUCUUCUGGAGAACAGCCCGGCAGUGGACAUGCAGUUGGUCACCCAGCAGGUCAUCCAGUGUGCCUAUGACAUCGCCAAGGCGGCUAAGCAACUAGUUACCAUAACCACCAAAGAAAACAACAACUGAUCCACCUGUAGUGCAGUCCCUUGUAUCAUUACAUUUUUUUGUGUAAUUUGUAAGAUAUAUUUGCAUGUUUUUGUUUUUAUUUAAGAUCUCAGUAGCCAUAAUAUAAAGCUUGAAAUGUUCUUAAGGAUUGUAUAAAAGGAUGUGUCUAUGUUUGAUCCAUGAAAGUAAAAUACAUGUAGAUGAGCGAUCAAGAAAGAUCUUCUCUCUUUAAUCAAAAUUGUUUUUUUUAAGAUUUCUGUGUCUUUCAUUUCUACCAUCAACCCAAUCAUAUUUAUACUGUAUACUUGAAGUAUAUACAGAAUGAAAAAAUAAUGGCAUUGAAUUUGCCAUUUUGUCAUAGUUUAUAAAUCAAUUGGUUGUAGCUUUAGUCUGUAUGUAAGAAAAAAUGAAGGUUUAUGAACAAUACUUGUAAUACAUAAAAAAAAAUCUGAUGUUUUUGUACAUUUACAAUAAGGUUGUAUUUGCAUUCAUCACACUUUUAAUGCAAGUUUACACAAAUAAAAGUGUUCAUGGUAGCGUGUUGGAAAUGUAUUGUUCAUUGUUAGUUCAUGUUAGUUAAAGCAUUAACUAGACAAUGUUAACAGAUACAAUCUUACUGUAAAUUGUUCUUUUAUUGCAGCUGUUUUCAAUACAUUCGCUGAAGAGACAAUCUUCACCAGCAGACUGACACUGUAGCUGUCAUGUUUUUUAUUGUUAGUUUGAACCAAGCUACAAAAUUUGUUCACCUCAUUAAGUUCAAUGUUCUUUUAAUUGCUCUUUAUUUCCUGUUCACAAUGCAACUUACUUGGUCAAACCAAAUGUGGACCUCUAUAGCUCAGUGUUAAAUUUUUUUGUUGAGCAUUUAUAGUUGUUUAAAUGAACUGGUCUUCCACUAAUUAAUAUUCGAGCACUGUUUGUGUUAAAAAGUACAAUGUGUUUUUAUUUUUUUAAAUAAAUGUAAUUUAUAAUUUUGACCCCAA